AUGGAUCCUCUUAAGCAACUGGUGUUUAACCAGCACAUUUUGGUCAAACUUCCCUCUGAUAAUUUGAAGAUAGUUGAACUCAAACCGAAUGGAGUUCUGUCGUUAGGCAAGUUUGGUGCUUGUUAUGUGAACGAUAUUAUUGGAUAUCCAUUAGGCACGACUUUUGAAAUAUUAUAUGAUGGGAAUGAAACUGAAGUAGUUCGUGGUUCCAAUUCUGUUAUAGGUAAGGUACGUGUGUGCGAACAAGGUGUAGAGAACCUUGGUUUGGCAUCAAUGUCUGAGUCAAGUACUCCACAGCCAGUUGACUUUACUAAAGUAGAGAGCAGCUAUACAAACGUGAAUUUAAUCGAUAUCGGUCAUAAGGUACAAAAGCUGGAUCAUAAGGAAAUAGAAAAAAUGAAGCUGGAAUCAGUGUCUGGUGAUGCUAUUAUAUCUAAGAUGAUUGAAUCGCAUGGUAGUUUUCAUCAAAAAACAAUCCAUUCCCAAGAGAAGUAUUUGAAGAGAAAGAAGCAAAAGUUUGCCAAAUAUUUCACUGCAGAAUAUUUGGGAAGUUCUGAACUAUUAAAGUUUUUAUUAGAGAAGGGUGACGUUAUGCGAGUUAUGGAUCUUUCUGAAGAAUCUCUGGGAAUGAUAUUGAACCUAUCUAAUAUUCGAUCACAUGGGACCUAUCUAUGUAUGGACGAAACAGGAGGCCUAAUAGUAUACGCAUUAAUGGAAAGGAUGUUCGGAGGUAGAGAGGACAGUGAGAGUGGUACAAUAGUGGUAGUACAUGAAAAUGAACAUCCAAACUUGGAUUUACUAAAGUUCUCGAACUAUUCAGAAGACUUCAUUAGUAAGCACUUAAAGACUAUAUCUUUAUUAGAUUACUUUGAGCCCCCAACUUUGGAGGAAGUAACCGGUUCAUUCGUGCAGCUGAGCAACGAGCAACUAAGAGAACUAAAGAGUAACAAGAAGGGCGCAUACUACCGACGCUUAAAACGCUACCACGCGGAUAUGGAAAUUAUCAAAUUUAGUUCUGAAGUUACUUAUGAUGCGUUGGUUGUUGGAUCGACGUUGCAACUAUCAACUCUAAUUCCAAGAUUGGCCCAACGUGUCCACGGGUCUAGGCCCGUGGUGUGCUAUGGCCAGUUUAGGGAACCCUUAUUAGAAUUAUCCCACACCCUGUAUGCUACCCUACACUUUCUGGCACCAACCUUGCUUUCUGUCCGCUGUCGUCCUUACCAAACAAUCAGAGGCAAGCUGCAUCCACUUAUGACUAUGCGGGGUGGGGGCGGUUAUAUACUGUGGUGCCACAAGGUGAUUCCUGCUGAACAGCAGCCGGAAGGGAAACUGGUAGAACAAGCAGAACAAGUAGAACAAGCAGAACAGGCAGAACAAUUAGAACAGGAUACUUAUGAAGGUAUCACAAUUUAUAAUGAGCAGAAAGACUCCUCAGAUAGACAAAUAGCAUAA
Molecule: messenger RNA, 1452 nt
Organism: Eremothecium cymbalariae DBVPG#7215
Lineage: Eukaryota; Fungi; Ascomycota; Saccharomycetes; Saccharomycetales; Saccharomycetaceae
Gene: GCD10
Product: tRNA 1-methyladenosine methyltransferase subunit GCD10
Exons: 1
Coding region: 1-1452 (483 amino acids)
Biological process (GO): tRNA methylation
Cellular component (GO): nucleus; tRNA (m1A) methyltransferase complex
Source: RefSeq, a predicted model, not a curated record